AUCAACACUAUGAGCAUGCUAACGAAUGGAUAAUGAUGAGGCAACGGCCCCUGCAGAGCAAGUGCAGGCUAUCAAUCUGGUAUCUCCGAGGGGCGAUGUGAGUGAGAUGAGUGUGGUGUUGAAGAAAAUUUCCUGGCAUCUCUUUAACUCAAGCAAAUACUGUGAGAGGAGUUUGAAAAGAUGAAUUGUGACCAUGACAAGGAACAUGGCCGGUCACCAAUUGGAUCAAAAUCCAGCUUUCGUGAAGAUGACCCGCAAGUUCAUUCAGUUCCAAGUGUAUCAACUUUUCAAAACUCUGAGUCAUCUGACAAAAAAGACCUAAAAUCUACCAGAACAUGUCUAAAGGAUAAUGAACUCUCACCAACAGAUGAACUUUCUAGGAAGGAAAACUCAUGUCUCAUUUCUCCUCUCAGUAAAACAAAACCACUAGCAUUUGACGUGCAUAUCAAAGAAGUCCCAGCAGAUGUGAAAAAGCCACUUCAAGACGCACCUGGCAGAGACAUCAGUGAUGCUUUUCCUGUCUGUGUUCAGCUACCCACAAACCACCUCAAAAACGCACAUAUCACCGCUUUUAAAGCAACACACCGUCAUAGCAAAAUCAGCCACUCCUCCACCUCCACGUUGAAAAGUCGCCUGAGCCUGAAAGCCCCUGCUGAAGACCUGUGUGCAUCCUUUCUGUUAGCGUGUUUGUUCUGCAAGUUUUGGGAUUGCUUGCUGGCUGUUGGUGAUGGUUGUCAAUUCUGCGUGGCCUCAAUCUGCACAUCUUUCUGCUCUCAAGCAUGUUGUUGCGACCCUUCCUCUCUGGAGGACUUCAUAGAUUUUUGCCAGUGUUGCAGCUGUGCCGAGUACAUGGAGGCGUGCGGCUGCAGUUGUGGAGAAAAAAUCUUCGACUGCUCCAUGUGCGACAUCUGUCUACAGACGGCCGAGUGUCUGGAGCUUGGCAUGGAACUCUCUCAGCUUCUGUUUCACUAGCGGCAUAGUCUCAUUGUCAUUUAUAUACUGGUCAUGACUAUCAAAUAAGGCUGGAAUGCAAUGUGCUGAUUUCACAAGCAUGUAAAUCUGCCGGUUGAUUGUGGCUAUGAUACUGCACGGCUGCAUUUACACACAUGAACUACAAUAUAUUAAAAUAGUAACGUUUUUGUCCAGCUUAUUCCAAUUUGAGAGUAAACAUAAUUGGUCAAAUAAAUUGUCAAAGAAUUGCAAAAAAAUAUUUUUAUGUAUAUAUAUGGCAAGACAAUGUUAGAAUGCAUUACACUAAAUGUAUCUCAAAUAUAAACAUUUUUUUAUGUUUUAAAGCUCUUUUGUUUGAAAAGAAUGCAAGUUAGCCAAUGUAUGCAAAAGAGCUACUAGAUUUUGUUUUAUUUGUUUAAAACUGAUAACUUGCACAUCAAAUAUGGCAUAUUAAAUGUUGAGAUGAAACUGGAGGUAAAUGUGAGAAUUUGAUUGAAUAAACAAUGACAAAUGAGUUAUAUUUUUGUAUGGAGAUCUUUAAAAAAAAAACAAAAAAACAAGACAAACAUUUGAAAAAAAGUCAAGCAUAAGAUUAUUUCAUCAGAUCAGUUUAUUUUAGCCAAUUAUAUGCACCAACACAUUAGAAUUUAAAUAUUUUUUUCUCAAUUAUAAAUUAUGCGCUUCAAAAAAUCUGUUUAUAAUAUAAAAAAAGAACACAUUUGAGUAUAGAUGCAAUGAAAGUAAAGACGGCAAUAAAGAGGGCAGCUGAAAAAUAACUGGCAAUUCGGUUUUAAUGAGUAGAAAUAUGUCUUUAGACACACACCAAUGCUUAUUUCUAAGGACUGUACUGUCAGCAGAUGCGACAAACAUUUGUAUUGCUUAAAUUGUGACUUCACAUAAAUCAUUUCAAACAUUCAAGUUUUGAAAUAUAUUUUCCAAGUCUAUGCUUUUAGCUUUAAAUCAUAUAGUUUUAUAUAUCAUACAUUCAUUUGAAUUGCUGCAGAACUCGCAGAGAA
Pimephales promelas (fathead minnow) is the source of this 1967-nucleotide messenger RNA. NCBI's taxonomy places the organism in Eukaryota, Metazoa, Chordata, Actinopteri, Cypriniformes, Leuciscidae. The record is from RefSeq and is a predicted model, not a curated record.